AUCAACAGUAAGUAUAUAAAGUCGAUGCUUGUGUGCAAAUUGAGCAGCUCACCUCGAUAUCAGAUAUAUCGUUCAGAUUUAUAUCACAUAAAAUCUCCAUAAAAGCCCUUAAUAUGGCUCUUGGAUACAUCUACUUUCUCGUAUUUACGGCGCUGGUAGCUGUCAACAUAAUUUUUGCUGAUGAUUCUCUCCUAUCGGAUGCCAAUCAAAUCGAUCUUACCGAGAGUGCCUCUCGACAAGCAAGACAUGCUCCAGAACCACCUCAAGAGAGACUAUUGUUCACUCAAAUAACUUCUUGCGAUUACUCGUCCACGCCUGGUCGCUACUGCGAAAGCUGCACACAGGCUGUUCGGUGCCUGCCCAGUGGCAAUGGAAUUGCUCGUACUUGCUGGGGAUUCUUUCCGUAUUGUAACGGGGGCUACUGUUCCUUCAUCCCUGGCCCUGCCUGCAACGCCACGACUACCGAAUAAACAGAGAAUAGGACCUACUCGCUACACUACUCAGUGAGUUUAUGUUGUAGAGUAUUAACCAGUUAAGGCUAGCCUUAGUUUUAUUGUAACUAAACAAUAAAAUUUAACAAAUACAUGUUUAAUAUUUAA
Maniola jurtina (meadow brown) is the source of this 599-nucleotide messenger RNA. RefSeq lists its product as uncharacterized. The record is from RefSeq and is a predicted model, not a curated record. Lineage: Eukaryota; Metazoa; Arthropoda; Insecta; Lepidoptera; Nymphalidae. The coding region runs from base 114 to 470 and encodes 118 amino acids. The transcript has 3 exons.